AUGUUCUUUUUAAUUUUAGCUUUGGCACAGACCGUGCACAGUGUGUAUGUCGUUUCCCUAUAUGGCGAUGUGUAUAAAGACGUAGAUUUUUUCACUAAAACCUUUCCCUGGGUAGUGGAUAACAUCGGAGGCGAUAUAAGUGUAGACUAUUACCUUCUGGGAAGUGGAAGGUAUUCAGUACCUCAGAUGUGUGCGCUUGAGCAAAUGAAGAGGAACACGUUCUUGCAAGCCCAGUUUUUGAAGUGUGAGGCCGAAGGCACCACCAGCACCAUAUGUUUAUGUGAAUCAGGCAUUGAUCCGCAGAAGUAUCAGCACUGCGUCCUAACAAAAGGAUUCUACGCCAGCUUUGCUUCAAACAAAUACAGCCAACUCGGUCUAGACGCUUCUCCCGUUAUCGAUGUGGGCUAUAAAAAUACGGUGUUUGGCGUAGACGAGAACUGGUAUCUGAAGAAAAUAUGCACGAUAUUUGGAGACAAUCCACCAAGAGGCUGUACUGAACCGUUCGCCUGCAAUUCCACUUCAGAGUUUAGUCACAGAAAGGGAGUUGCUAGUUUUAAUUGUAAUAGCAUGAAUGACUGCAAUUUGCCUGUGACCGCUGUAACUACGACCGGAAAACCAUAUACGACAGAGAAUAAUAUCUAUCGAUAA
Messenger RNA from Pieris macdunnoughi, 648 nucleotides. The record is from the annotation of a GenBank genome assembly. NCBI's taxonomy places the organism in Eukaryota, Metazoa, Arthropoda, Insecta, Lepidoptera, Pieridae.